Brachypodium distachyon (stiff brome) is the source of this 1826-nucleotide messenger RNA. RefSeq names its product probable homogentisate phytyltransferase 1, chloroplastic. The transcript is spliced from 12 exons. Gene Ontology annotation, cellular component: membrane. The coding region runs from base 136 to 1350 and encodes 404 amino acids. Gene Ontology annotation, molecular function: prenyltransferase activity. The record is from RefSeq and is a predicted model, not a curated record. NCBI's taxonomy places the organism in Eukaryota, Viridiplantae, Streptophyta, Magnoliopsida, Poales, Poaceae.
GUAUUGCACGGUUGGACACUUGGAUUUGUCUCCCUGCCGGCCUGCCCUCAGGGCUCAGCAGCGGCUCCUCCUUUUCCCUAAUCUUGUCUUGUCUCAGUACUGCCCCUCUCCCCCUCUCUCUUCUCGCUCGCGGCGAUGGAUUCGCUCAGCCUCCGCCCUUCGUCGCUCCUCCUCUCCGCGCCCUGCGCCGCCGCCGCCGCCGCCCGCCGGCGAGAUCAUAUUCUACCACCAUUUCGUCCUAUCCAACAAAAUGGUAAAGGGCGGAUUUCCUUGUCCAUCCAAAGGUCCAGAGGCCCUACUGUUAAUCUUUGUCAAAAAUUCUUGGAUUGGAAGUAUUCCUACCAUAGGAUGUCACAUCGACCAAUCAAUACUUCUGCAAAUGCUUCGGGGCAAUCACUACAGCCAGAAACUGAAGCACAUGAUGCCGCAAGCAUCUGGAAGCCAAUAUCAUCUUCUUUGGAUGCGUUUUACAGGUUUUCUCGGCCACAUACUGUCAUAGGAACAGCACUAAGCAUAGUCUCAGUUUCCCUGCUAGCUGUCGAGAGCAUGUCUGAUUUUUCUCCUUUGUUCCUGACUGGUUUGAUGGAGGCAGUGGUAGCCGCCCUUUUCAUGAACAUCUAUAUUGUUGGAUUGAAUCAGUUGUUCGACAUUGAAAUAGACAAGAUUAACAAGCCAACUCUCCCACUAGCAUCGGGCGAAUACUCUCCUGCAGUUGGGGUUGCAAUAGUAUCAGUCUUUGCUGCUAUGAGCUUUGGCCUUGGAUGGGCUGUUGGAUCACCUCCUCUGUUCUGGGCUCUUUUUAUUAGCUUUGUUCUUGGAACAGCUUACUCAAUCAAUCUGCCAUAUUUUCGAUGGAAGAGAUUUGCUGUUGUUGCAGCACUCUGCAUAUUAGCAGUACGUGCAGUGAUUGUUCAACUGGCAUUUUUUCUCCAUAUUCAGACAUUUGUUUUCAGAAGACCGGCAGUGUUUUCAAGACCAUUGAUAUUUGCAACUGCUUUCAUGACCUUCUUCUCAGUUGUAAUAGCAUUAUUCAAGGAUAUACCUGAUAUUGAAGGGGAUCGCAUUUUUGGAAUUCAAUCUUUCAGUGUUCGAUUGGGUCAAAACAAGGUUUUCUGGACCUGUGUUGGUCUACUUGAGAUGGCCUAUGCUGUUGCUGUACUGAUGGGGGCAACUUCUUCCUCUUUGUGGAGCAAAUCUGUAACUGUCAUAGGCCAUGCAAUCCUCGCUACGAUCUUAUGGAACAGCGCCAGAUCGGUCGACUUGACGAGCAAAACUGCAAUAACAUCCUUCUACAUGUUCAUCUGGAAGCUGUUCUACGCGGAAUACUUGCUCAUCCCUCUGGUAAGAUGAGGCCGGCCGGACGGACGGACAAGAAGAACAACUCCACACGGAAGAACAUGAGUGCCCUGAGUAAACCUCUGCGCCCAUCCGUUUGAAAUUCAGAACCUCUGGAACACGGCUGCUGAUAGAUACGGACUGUGCCCCAAUAAAAUUCCGUGCGCUCGCCCACAGUACAUCCAUAGCGUGGUGCUGGAUACAUACAUUCCAGCCAUGAGAUGAAACCAAAUCAAAGCAAUCCCUGAAGAUGGACGACUUCCCCAAUGUACUACCCACCCGAAAGCUGGGCCGGGUGAGCUGUGGACACUAGCUAGCGACGCAGCUGGAAAAUAAAGCUCUGCCACCAUGAAUUUCAUUCUGUUGUAAAUUACCUUGACUUCCCCGCAGCGGGGGCGCCGUUCUUGGCUGUCUUUUGUUCACAUUUCCCAAGCUAGCUGAUCGAUCUAGUCUUUGCCGGAACCCCAAAUAUCGCGGAUUUCACUUUGGUU